ACAAUCAAUAGCAGUCGGUUGAAAUAUAAACAGCUUUGCUCUAAUCAAGCUGCCAGUGUGUUUUGAUCUUUCUGACAGUACAAACAGUAUAUCAUCUUGUUCGUUAACUUGCCGGCUGUAAUAAGAUACAUUGUUGUAUCUGUGUAGAGAAAAUGCCUUGCUUGGAUUUGGCUUAUUGUGAAAUGGAACUGAUAAAAAAUGUAUUUGAUGGCAAAAUUCCACAAAUUCCUAUGGUAGCACAGUUGAGAAAUGGACGGUCAAUAAUUGUGAACUACAUGACGGAAAACCAAAUAUCCGAAACCUACUGUAUGAUUCAAGAAGCAGCUCAAUGUGGCGAAGGCUAUGGAAUAGAUGAAUUCGAAUCGGAAGACGAGUUCCGAAUGGAAAUUAAAGACAGUGACUGUUUUGCAAUCACAUGUAAAGAAUCGGGACUCCUUUUGGCUGGAUUUAUUAUUGCAGUUAGCAAAUUUUAUAGAGGACACGGUGCUAUGGCGGACCCAUUUGUAAUUGUCAAGCGAACCGAAAGGAAACAAUAUCUUGGAGAAUUCGCUCUGAGUACAGCUGUCAAAUUCGCAACUUGUCUUGGAUAUAUUGGGAUGUACAUCGACACGUUUUCAAGUAACAAGGGCAUGCUAAGGAUCAUUGAAAAGGUCGAGGGAUUCCAGAAGGUCGGCAUUCUACCGGUUGGCGGGAAAUUACAAAAUGGACAGAUAGUGAGUUCUAUAAUAUUUAUAAAGUACCUGAAACCAAUUGAAGGAAGCUGAUGAAUUGGAACAUUUUCAAGGACUUCAUCCCACGAAGUUUGAAAAAUCUAAAGUCUUCAGACAUUAUCUGGCGUGAAACAAAUGACAUGAUUAAAACGGCUAAUGCGAUAAAACCAAGUACAUGCAACUGUUGUAUGAUGUAACUAUUAGAUACUGGACAAUUCAAUUGUUACUAUUAUUGUUUUAUCCUGUAGCCCAUUGCCAGACAUGUGAGCGAACUAUAAUAUAACAGAAGUCGGCAAAACAGAUCAUGUUUGAUUAAACUCUCUGUAAGAUCAUUAAACUUUAAUGACGUAGUAGGUCAUUGUCAUCGGGAUCAAACCACACGAUUUAAACCACCGGAUGUUGUGUUCCUUUAUUUAUAAAUGGCCAUAUUGAUAUUUUAUUUGAUAAUUCCAACGAUCUCAAUUAAUUGUUCCAUCAAAAUAAAUUUUAUAUAUGAA
Molecule: messenger RNA, 1207 nt
Organism: Mytilus californianus (California mussel)
Lineage: Eukaryota; Metazoa; Mollusca; Bivalvia; Mytilida; Mytilidae
Exons: 2
Coding region: 153-764 (203 amino acids)
Molecular function (GO): acyltransferase activity, transferring groups other than amino-acyl groups
Source: RefSeq, a predicted model, not a curated record